This is a messenger RNA of Miscanthus lutarioriparius, 2019 nucleotides long. The record is from the annotation of a GenBank genome assembly. NCBI's taxonomy places the organism in Eukaryota, Viridiplantae, Streptophyta, Magnoliopsida, Poales, Poaceae.
AUGAUACUGCUGCGAGCAGCGAUCCUGCUCUUCGUCCCCGGCAUCCUCAAGUGCCUGGAGAAGCCAUGGGCCCUCAAGAACGCGACGGUGGCGAGCAUCAUGAACUCCUCCGACUCACGGCUGGAAGCAACCCUCGACGGAGACGACAGGCCGCAGAAGCAGAAGGACAUCUACUCGCAGGAGGAGUACGUGCAGGCCUCAGCCGAGACCGUCUCCAACCCGGGGCCCCAGCCUGGGGAGCUCUUCGAUGACGAGGUGGCCGACCAGCCGUACCACCUCUUCGUGGACCUCGGCCACCCCUACUCCAUCCGGCUGCGGAACCUGCAGCUUGUAGCGCCGCGCAACGCGAGAGCCGACGUGCACGGCCUGGUGCGCUCGUCCCUGUCCAAGGCGUUCGACCGCCUCUACACCAAGCACAAGGCGAGCUUCGGCGGCCUGCUGCGCGCCGCCAUCGCGCUGGUGACGUUCGUGGUCAUCGGCCUGUUCCAGAGGAGCCACCGCGGCGUGUACGACCGCGCCGACGUCGUCGACCUACGUCCUGCUCGGCUGCACCGCCGCGCUGGAGUUCGUCUCGGCGUGCCUGGUCCUGGCGUCGGGCCUGCCGCCGCCCGACGAUCGACCAGCUCGCCCAGUACAACCUCGUCGGCUACCUCGCCCGCAACGAGAAGCACCCAUGGUUCUGGGGGCUCGCCCACCUGCUGGGGGCCAGGGUCCAAGCAAACCAAGCAACAGCUGCCCGAGCCGUCCCUCGGCGUCACCAGGCUCGUCUACGACCACGUCGCCGGCGGGUGGAAGGAUUACAUAUUGAAGCCUACUCCAACUGCCAGUGUGGGAGCCUACCGGCAGUUCAACGACAUCCGCGGCCAGCGGACUCUGGACAGGGAGGGAUGCCGCGGCCGGAGGGCCAUCGAGGAGAGCCUCCGGAUGCCCUUCGACGACAGCGUCCUCGUCUGGCACCUCUCCACGGAGUUCUGCUACUUCGACCACGUGGACACCGGCAACGACGCCACCCGCCACAGCAGGAUGGUGUCCAACUACAUGGCGUACCUGCUGUUCGUGAAGCCGGAGAUGCUGAUCCCUGGUGCAAGGUGCAGGCUCUUCAGGGCAACCUACCACGAGCUCAGUAAAAUGCUCAAGCUGCCGCCAGAGGAUGAGGAAACGGCAGAGGUAGAGCCGACGGAGAAGAAAGCACCUCCACCAAGGGCCAGGAACGAGAUGGUGCGGAAGGUGAUCCAGAAAGUGAAGCCCACCAUCGGUCUCGGUCUCAGCUCGGAAGAUCUUGUUCACAAGGCCUGGGCGGUCGCCCACGAGCUCAUGGAAUUUGCUGAGGACAAGAAACAGGACUUCAUCCAGAAGUGGAAGAACUUAAGGGCGGUCGUGCGUUCUGCCAGGGAGAAGGCAGACCAACUCAUCAUCGACGUCGAUAACAACAACAAGGCAGACCAACUCACGGAGGGCGGCAAGAAGACUUUCAAGGAGAUGGCGGCGGUGUUCAUCAGCGAGGCAGAGAACUUCAUCAGCGAGGCAGAGAACUUCAUCAGCGAGGCAGAGAAGUUCAUCAGCGACGAGAGAAAAAAGAAGCGAACGAAGGAGGAAGAGAAGAUCACGGACCUCUUGGAAUCUGCCAAGAAGAUGGCAGAGUUCGUCCAGGAAGAGGAGAAGACGGUGGUCGCGGUCAAGGAGUUCACCAAGACGGCUGAGGAGGUCAUCGAGCAGGUGGGAAAGGAGGAGAAGCUCAAAGACCUCAUGCUAAUGAUUCGAGGCAAGGAGCACGCGGAUGACAAGAUGUGGGCGGUGAUCCAGGGCUUGUGGGUGGAGAUGCUCUGCUUCUCCGCCGGCCGCUGCCGCGGCCCGCGGGUACCUGCAUGCCAAGAGCCUGGGCAAAGGCGGCGAGUACCUCUCCUACGUCUGGCUCCUCCUGUCCUACAUGGGGAUGGAGACCAUGCCGGAGAGGAUGCAGAGGCCGGAGCUGCCCGCGGUUGGGGACACCGGAGCUCUGGUAAAGACACCCACGGAUGA